This is a messenger RNA of Tachyglossus aculeatus (Australian echidna), 2507 nucleotides long. It is a transcript of the gene GPR62, whose product is annotated as G protein-coupled receptor 62. The transcript is spliced from 2 exons. Gene Ontology annotation, molecular function: G protein-coupled receptor activity. Gene Ontology annotation, cellular component: endosome; signaling receptor complex; plasma membrane. The record is from RefSeq and is a predicted model, not a curated record. Bases 274 to 1395 code for a protein of 373 amino acids. Lineage: Eukaryota; Metazoa; Chordata; Mammalia; Monotremata; Tachyglossidae. Gene Ontology annotation, biological process: G protein-coupled receptor signaling pathway.
GGAGGCGAGCCUGGGGUAGCAGGAACUGUCAGCCCAAACCACCUCACUGCUUGUUGGGGAGAGUGCUGGUCAGAGCCCCCCCAGGGAGGAAAGGGAACCGGAAUGCCUGACGACACAGCAGUACCACCCCUUGCCACCCUCCUAAGGCCCAGGGGAGGGUAUAGAGGCCAUGUCAGAGGAAGUGCCCACGUCCCACAGCCAGUGUCAGCAUCCUGACCCCGGCCGGACCGCUGCCGGGACACGGCACGCCCCGGAGUAGCUUCCCAGGUGUCUAUGGCCAACGGGACCGGGCCGAACGCCAGUGGAGAGCCCAUCGCCCCAUCCUCACGGCCCGUGGUGCUUGCCCUGGCUGCCCUGAUGGAUGUGGCUGCGCUGCUGGCCAAUGGGGCCGUGUUGGCCGUGCUCCUGCGCACCCCCUCGCUCCGCAAGCCUUUCUUCCUUGCCCACCUCUGCCUGGUCGACCUCCUAGCAGCCUUGUCCCUCAUGCCUUUGGGCCUGCUGGCUGCCCCUCCAGGCUUGGGCACCCUGCAGCUGAGCCCAAAGCAGUGUCGGGCUGCCCGCUUCCUCACGGGGCUCUUGGUGUCUGCCUGCACCCUCAGCGUGGCCGCCCUGGGCCUGGAGCGCUAUCGUUUCAUCCUGCAUCCGCUAAGGCCCUGGGUUCGAGCCACCCCGCCACUGGUCCUGGCUGCUAUCUGGGGGGUGGCAGGGCUACUGGGGGGGCUGGCCCUGUUAGGCCACCCCACUCCAAACUGUGCCCUAGCAGACAGCCCUCGCAGCCCUUUCCUGUCCCUUUGGGCUCUUCUGGCAUUCGUCCUGCCCUCCUUCCUUCUUCUCCUUGCCUACGGCAGCAUUUUUCACGUGGCCAGGUUGGCGGUCCUGAGGCCUCGUCCAGGCCUGAGGCCCCGUCCAGACCCGCAACCCCACUCAGACUCCUUGGCCAGCCACGUGUCUAUCCUGUUGCCCCCUCGGCUAGCCGUCCCACGACUGGUUGGCGGCAAAGCCGCCCUCACCCUGGCCCUGGUUCUGGGCCAGUUCCUGGGCUGCUGGCUGCCCUUCUUCUCCUCCUGCCUGCUGCCAAGGAGCUGGGGCCACCAGAGAGAGGCAGCGGUCACGUGGCUGGCCUACUCCUCCUUUACCAUCCACCCCUUCCUCUAUGGCCUGCUCCAGAGGCCCGUGAGGGGGGAGUUGGUUCGCCUGGCCCAGAGAUGGCUCCACCGGGGGCUAGGGCCAGGGCACUGCCCUCCUCCAGGUGCCCGGCCCCAAAGCUUCCUCCAUCUCCUCCAGGGCGACUGUGAGAGCCACCCCCCAGGUGUGGCUAGUGGCCCAGCUGCCUGUCCAAAGCAGACCAUUCUGACCUCUGUGGGGGUGGGCCCAAGUACAAGAGAAACAGUUUGAGAGGAGGUGGAGUCAUGGAGCCUGGGGAGGAGUGGCCUGUUGCCUCAGCAGAAAAGUGGUGGCAGGGAGGGGAGAGGCAGGGCAAGGGAUGGGUGUUGGAAGUCCCAACAACGCAAACAGAUUUGAUAUGCAGGAGGAGCUAGGUAGGGAGUUGAAGUUCCGGUUGAUUCCUUUUCCCCCUCCCUACCUCCACAACUGGGUGUGUCUGUCGCAGGGGCAGGGGGCGGGGAGAAAGGUCUAUGGAGAAGCCCCUGCAACUGGGAGCUUGGGCAGUUGCUACUGAAUCAGAAGGUAUAGCAGGGAGAGAGGAGGAUCAAUAGGCCAGUGGGGGCAGAGUCUAGGGUUCAAAGCAGCCAGUGUUGGGACAGGGGCAUAGUCCUCUCCAGCGUCAGGCCCCACCUCCAGUCCCCAGGGCAAGAAGAGUGAGUGGGAGUGAAAAGAAGGGGGAGAAAAGAAGUCUCUGAAGAGACACCCCACACAUACACACACAGGAAGGUGGGCUAGCGAGGUCCAAGGGAGAGAGGAUGUCCAUAAACAGGAGGGCUUGAGGCUAUAUAGUAAGAACUUCCCAACAAACUUUGCUCGACCUUAAAUUGGGUGUUGGCGAGAGGGAGGAUGUGCAUUCUCCCCCUCUGGACUCCUUUUCAUCUUAACUGGGGGUGUGUGAAUGGGGUAGAGGCAGGACCCUGGAAGACAUGACCCUGAUAGUGUGCAGCAGAGCCAACCACGGUCAUCUCAUCCAGAAGCCAGAGGCUGCAGAAUACAGGAUGGUGAGAGAACUGUGGCCCUUGAAAUGGAAAAGUAGAGAGGGGCAAACCUGGACCCUCCCCCACCCCCGAGCUCAGCUUCUUGGACUAGGCCCAAGGCCAGCGGCAGUGAGCACAGCACCUGGCCCCAGAGAUGGCAGUGUUCCAAGCCAAGAUGGCAGCCAGGCAGAGCUGGGGCCUCUGGAACCUGUGGGGGAAGGGAGGGGGACAAGGGCCUGUCCAGCAGGCCAUUAAAGAUGUGGGACCUCAAUGGCCCCCAUCCCUCUGUGUGCUGACUUGCUUGGUCUCCCCUCCCUUCCCCUCUCUCGUCUCCCUGCUUACCUCCGUGCCCUCGCCUCACUCCCC